Molecule: messenger RNA, 2042 nt
Organism: Pocillopora damicornis (cauliflower coral)
Lineage: Eukaryota; Metazoa; Cnidaria; Anthozoa; Scleractinia; Pocilloporidae
Product: 3-phosphoinositide-dependent protein kinase 1
Biological process (GO): intracellular signal transduction; peptidyl-serine phosphorylation
Molecular function (GO): ATP binding; protein serine/threonine kinase activity
Source: RefSeq, a predicted model, not a curated record
AUUUUGGUUUAAGCUUUGCAAAGAAAGGAGAAUUGUUACCCUAUAUUAUUAAGCUGGGCUCGUUUGACCUGACAUGUACAAGAUUUUAUUCUGCUGAAGUUGUGUCAGCUUUGGAACAUCUUCAUGGAUUAGGAAUCAUUCACAGGGACUUGAAACCAGAAAAUAUUCUCAUGGACGCAGACAUGCACAUAAAGAUCACUGACUUUGGUACAGCUAAGAUUCUAAGUGAUGGUGAAGUUAACGAAAAAGGGAGAAAUUCAUUUGUUGGAACAGCAGAAUAUGUUUCACCUGAGCUUUUAACAGACAAAAGAGCAGUUAAAAGCUCUGACCUCUGGGCUUUAGGUUGUAUUAUUUAUCAACUUCUAUCUGGACUGCCGCCAUUCAGAGCUGGAAAUGAGUAUCAGAUUUUCAAAAAGAUUAUUGCCCUUGACUAUGAAUUUCCAAGUGGUUUUCCUGAAGUUCCAAAAAGUCUUGUCCAGAGUUUAUUGAUAUUAGAUCCAAAAUUGAGGCUUGGCUGUGAUGAGCAAGGAGGAUUUCCUUCGUUGAAAAGUCACGAAUUUUAUGAAGGAAUCGAUUGGGAGAAUUUGCCAAAUGAGACACCCCCUGAUUUACUACCAUAUCUGCCGUCAACAAGCACGAACGAAGAAGGCCUUCGGAGCAAGUUCAAGUUGAGCAUUCACGAUAGCGACAGUGACGAGUUUGAUGACCAGCUGUUGGCAAGAUUUGGCCUGUCCGAUGAAACUCCACGGUCAAGUGGCCCUACGAACAUUCUCAAUCUUACGGAGAGCGAGAGAGAGGAAAGAUUAGCGAAGCAGGAGAAAGAAUCACCUUGGCACCAAUUUGUCGGAAAUAAUCUCAUUAUCAAGACCGGUGUGGUGGACAAAAGAAAGGGUCUCUUUCCUCGCAAAAGAACACUGAUUCUUACAGAGGGUCCGCGGCUAUAUUACGUUGAUGCACAGGCAAUGGUUCUGAAGGGAGAGAUUCCAUGGACAAAAGAUCUCAGACCAGAAGCUAAGAACUUCAACGUUUUCUUCGUUCAUACGCCUAAACGUAUUUAUUACUUGGAGGAUCACACGGGAUACGCCAUGGAUUGGGUCAAAAAGAUCGAAGAAGUCCAUCGCGUUUACUUCGGAGAUACAACACAACUCUAAGUUUGUACUUCAUGAAAGACGAACAAUCUAAACUUCUUUUCAGAGUCGUUUUCCAGAGACUGUCGAAUCAUAUCAGAAACUAUCUUUAUAUAAGUUGUUUGAGUUAAUUAGAAUGCGAGAUUUUUUUCUUUCUUUCCAUCAAUAUAAUAUUUCUCGCGUGACUCAAAUUUUUUGCGCUCUUGGCAUCACGCGGUUACUCUUUUUUUCCCGUCAUCCUUGCCUCUCGAUUUCUGACUCGUUUUGUGUCUUCUUUCGUGUUGACUCGGUACCAGGCUCCUCCGAGCUUGAGAAAUCUUCAAUGAACUUAGUUUUUAUAGUUUUUGAGAUUGCUGCCAGAAAACUUCUAUUCAAACUCUCACGGACAUUCAUCACAGGUCGAUCUAGAAAGACUUGUUGAUAUCGUAAGAAUGUCUUAUGGUCUUAUUAUCGACUAAUCUCCAAACGCUUGUAAAAUAAUAUUAACAAUAUUAACGGCCGGAUUGUGCCUUCACCAGAAAAGUGGUUCAAAUUAAUGAUGUUAUCAUUUCACUGAAGUUUAUGUCGUUCUCCUGUUGAAAUAGUGUCCUCUACAGCCCUUAUUUGAAUAGUCACGCUUAGCAACUGUAAACGCAUGCAGCACUUUUUACGUGACAAUCAUCACGUGACGCUGAUUACGUGACUAUCUGAACAACGGCUGUGCUGGAAUCUAAUAACUAGAGUAAACACUUAUCUGACUAUGAUAGAGAUUAGGUUAAGGAAUCUUCUUUUGAUUUUGAUCCAUGUGUUCUCUACAAAGUCUACAUACAUAAAUAAACGCUACUAUAGUGACUAUAGAAGAUUGUAAAACGACAAAAAAAAAUGAAUUAAGUCUUGAUUAAGUAAUAAACGAUUAAAAGCUAUGAAACUUAUGUU